AAUUGGCCAGCUUCCGUGGGAUUUGAUGUCACCUUUAGAUUGGUUCAACUGAAGAUGGAAACACUGGAGUCUGAGCUGACCUGCCCGAUCUGCCUGGAGUUGUUUGAAGAUCCCCUGCUCUUGCCCUGUGCCCACAGCCUGUGCUUUAACUGUGCUCACCGCAUCCUGGUGUCUCACUGCUCCACCAGCAAGCCCCUUGAAUCCAUCUCGGCCUUUCAGUGCCCCACGUGUCGUUACGUCAUCACGCUGAAUCACCGCGGCCUGGAGGGCCUUAAGCGCAAUGUGACGCUGCAGAACAUCAUUGACCGCUUUCAAAAGGCCUCCCUUAGCGGCCCCAAUUCCCCCACUGAGAGCCGUCGUCUGCAGCCGCAGCGGCCCUACACCGCCACCAUUAGCGGUACAAUAGCUGGAACGAUUGGCGGCAGUGGUGGCACAAGUGGAGGCAGUGCCCGUGGCAGCCCAGCCACCUCCAGCCACUCCCACUCGCACGCCAACCACGCCAACCACGCCAAUCACGCCAAUCACACCAACCACACCAACGCUAACCACAGCCCAGCUGUUGUUGCUAAGAUGGAUCCGCGAAUCAGCUGCCAGUUCUGCGAGCAGGAUCCGCCACGCGAGGCUGUAAAGACGUGUGUCACAUGCGAGGUAUCUUACUGUGACCGCUGCUUGCGUGCAACACAUCCGAACAAGAAGCCCUUCACCAGCCACCGUCUGGUGGAGCCCGUCCCAGACACUCACAUCCGUGGCCUGACCUGCCUGGAGCAUGAGAACGAGAAGGUCAACAUGUACUGCUUGGUGGACGACCAGCUCAUUUGUGCCCUCUGCAAGCUGGUGGGACGCCACAGAGAGCACCAGGUGUCCUCACUCACAGAGCGCUUUGACAAACUCAAGGCUUAUCAGGUGAGCCCGGGCAGAGUGUCAGAUGCGGUAAUGGAGGCUUCAAAGACAAGCGCUGCGCAAACUCUGGAGAACAACCUGACCAACCUGGUGAAGAGGAACAGUGAACUGGAGAACCAAAUGGCCAAGCUCAUCCAGAUCUGUCAGCAGGUUGAGGUGAACACAGCCAUGCAUGAAGCUAAGCUGGUGGAGGAGUGUGAUGAGCUGGUGGAGAUCAUCCGCCAGAGAAAACAGGUCAUCGCUGUGAAGAUCAAAGAGUCCAAGGUGAUGAAACUGCGCAAGUUGGCUCAGCAGAUUGCAAACUGCCGCCAGUGUCUGGAGCGCUCCAGUGCCCUCAUCACACAGGCUGAACAGAGCUUGAAGGAGAACGACCACGCCCGCUUCCUCCAGACUGCCAGAAAUGUAGCAGAAAGGGUUGCCAUGGCGACAGCCUCCUCCCAGGUACUCAUCCCUGACGUCAACUUGAAUGAGGCGUUCGACAACUUUGCUCUUGACUUCUCACGAGAGAAGAAGAUUCUGGAAGGACUAGAUUACCUAACAGCUCCUAACCCGCCAUCCAUAAGAGACGAGCUGUGCACCGCCUCCCACGACACCAUCACUGUUCACUGGACGUCAGAGGACGAGUUCAGCGUCACCUCCUAUGAGCUGCAGUACACUAUCUACACUGGACAGACUAAUUUCAUCAGUUUGUACAACUCUGCAGACAGCUGGAUGAUCGUACCUAACAUCAAGCAGAACCACUACACGGUGCACGGCUUGCAGAGUGGCACCCGUUACAUCUUCUUUGUCAAGGCUAUCAACCAGGCAGGAAGCCGCAACAGUGAGCCGGCCCGCCUCAAAACCAACAGUCAACCGUUCAAGUUGGACCCAAAAACAGCCCACAAGAAGCUACGUCUGUCCAAUGACUGUCUGACCAUGGAGAAGGACGAGAGCUCGCUGAAGAAGAGCCACACCCCCGAGCGUUUCAGCGGCACAGGCUCCUAUGGAGCUGCUGGUAAUGUCUUUAUUGACAGCGGGUGCCACUACUGGGAGGUGCUACUGGGAGCAUCCACGUGGUAUGCCAUCGGCGUGGCUUACAAAUCAGCCCCAAAAAACGAAUGGAGCGGCAAGAACUCAUCCUCAUGGGUGUUCUCACGCUGCAACAACAACUUUAUGGUGCGCCACGAUGGUAAAGAGAUGCUGGUGGAGGCGAGCCUGCAGCUGAGGCGGCUGGGCGUCCUGCUGGACUACGACAACAACUCACUGUCCUUUUAUGAUGCCAUGAAUUCCCAGCACAUUCACACCUUUGAAGUCUCCUUCCUCCUGCCUGUUGUACCCACUUUCAUGAUCUGGAACAAGUCAGUUAUGAUACUCUCAGGGCUACCUGUCCCCGAUUUUGUCGAUGGUGUGGCUUCAGAUCUUCAAGAGCAGCAACAGCAGCAAAUGGGCCUGUGCCGACAAGAAUCACCAUACUUGACCGGGAUGAAGACCUGCCACUGACUGGUCCGGCGACUGAAAGGUCGAUUGGGAGCUGAAAAAUGAUGGCAGUGUGACUGAGCUCUUCUCCAGUCAUCAUGAGUGAACUGGUUACUUUCUUAUGGAUUUAGAAAGUGUUGGAAAUAUGCACACCAGUCUGGAAAAAUGUCAGUCCUGUUAGUUUAUAGCCAUCCAAUGUUUUUGCAAAUUCAUCAGUGAAUGGGAACAAGGUCUCCUGACCACAAACAUCAGUAAAAUUCAUGCAACGCCCUGGAGUCACUGACAGAGAGCUUUGGUUAGUCAUUAGGCAGGACUGGACUCCUGGUUUUCAGGACCAUUUAAGGUCUUCCUUUUUCUUUUGUUUCCUCUUGAUUUGACCCUAGGCAGAAGACCAAGGUGAAAAUCCUCAUGUCAGCCAUUUAAAGUUUCAAGAUGCAACACAUGAACAGUGAGAUGGAUUUUUAAAAGAUUUUAACAAGAAAAAAAUACAUGACAUAAUGUAAAGGAAUCAAGACAUCAAAAAUAACUGGAGUAUAGUUUAAAUUGAUUGUAAUUGACCACAUUUUUUUUUACAUUAAACUUAAGUGAUAUGUGAAGUAAUAAGAUUUGACACAUUUUAAAUUGGACCAAUUUUAUGUCUUUAGUUAAAUGAGAUGAUCAGUACCAUUCUCAUGUCUGCACACUACAUGAAGCUAGCACCAGCAGCCAGAUAAGCUUAAUGCAUUACGACUGAAGACUUUAUCCCUCUCGUUUCAGCAUGUAAACCUCCACAAAGUGUCAAAUCUACAUUUCUGCUUUAUCAUGGAUUAACCAAGCAAAGUAUUAUGUGUAAAUUGGUGAGCCUUUGAAAUGCUGCAAGUAGCAGGAUAGGCUAGUGCUGGCCAAAAAUGAACAAACAAAUCUUUUCUACUGGUGUCUUUGUGUACCAGGUGUACACUAGCACGUGCAGCCUCCAGGAGAUAGCCAUAUACUUGCAUUGACAACAUGACAAAAGAUUUCAGCUUUGAUGUAAAAAAAAAAAAAAAAGGCAUAUAUGGAAGGUAUUCACAACCUCAAAUACUCCAGUAAAGUAUGACUAAGAUUAGCUUGCAACAAGGUGGUAUCUGACUGAUGUAUUUUCCGCUCAGGGUGUGGUGUAGCUUGGUAGGUUUUUGUGUAUUUACUGUAAACAAUACAUGAAACAGAGUUACCACAGGAAGUAAAACUAAGUCUUGAUUUCCUAAGUUGUGCAGCUGGCAGCGUAGUCUUUAAGGAGCAUAAUGAUGCAUAUCGCUUUGACUUAAUACUUGCAUGUCAUGCUAGACCUGCACUCUCAAAACUCAAAAUACUUGAUAUAUUUAGAGCUCCAGAUUCCGGCGCACCGACGCAACGCAACACUCAAUGGCCCAAUGUUCAGACACAAGAGUGGUAUCGAUUUUGUCAUAUAACUAAGAUUUAAUUCUUUCAAAUGUAGAUGUAUCGUCUUUGAGCCUACUUUGCUAGACGUUGGCAUCUUGCUAAUUCAGCUGGAUGCUCAACGUGGACUUUCUGAGCUGCGUUACAAGGAGGUGCAUUCCAAAUAUACUGUUGUCACCAUUCACGUGUUGUAUCCUUAGUGGCUGUCACAGUGGGCGUUGCUAAAGUCUUUUUCCUUGAUCUUCCUCCUAGGUUUGAACCCAUCAGUCCCGUUUGCAUUGGUGGGUGCCAGCUUCCGAGUUUCGGGAAGUGUUAACGUUGCUCCCAGAUACUGUAUGAACAAGAUCACAGGGGGUAGAUCUGCAUCAUGUGACUACUCAACUUGUAUAAUAAGAGGUUUAUUGAAUUCUAGAGGAAAAGAAAUUGUUAUUUAUGACAAAGAAGAUCGAUUACUUUUAUUAUUAAUCACAACAUAUACAUGAUGCACUUUUUAAUUAACACUAUUUCCCCUCUGUGAGUAUUAAAAUAGAUGGAGCUGAGUGGCAGGCUUGUACUGGGGAGGGUAAGUGACAAUUCGCACUGCUGCUGGUUGUGUUAACUCACCCUUUUUUUUCCCCCUGCACAUCUUUACAAAAGAAUUUAUAAUCAGGAACUAAUGCUGCUUGUCAUAUUAACUGGAAUGAAAUUUAUCGCAGUAAAACAUGGUUAAAACACCUUAUCUGGUCACUCAAAGCUCUUUGCAAUACAAAAUAAGUCCCUGCUGUAAAGUCUAAAGUGUUAUUUUAACUGUGCUUUGAACACAACCAGCGACUUUCCCUCCCCAUCACUCUUUUCAAAAGCAUAUGAUCAAAUAAUCGUGUUUAGAAAAGGGAUGUGAUUAUGAUGAUGUUUAUGGGAUUUUUUUUUUUAAUCACAAUGUUAUGAAGAUGAUGAACUAAUAGCUGUUUUAAGAAGUUAGCUCUGUUGUUGACUUUUUCAGGGAAGGAGGGAGUUAACACUUAACUUUGCUGUCUGUCACGACGUCAUGGCAUGAUUGUGUUUUUCCUCUGUGAUUUAUUAACACACACACGCGCGCACAUACACACCCACACACCCACACAUGCCAUGUUCCGUUUAGGUCGGCCUUGUCGUGGUAAAUGCAUGAUACAUCGUAGGAUCCCACGGUUCACUGGGUAGUUAAAGUAACUCUUUCAAGUUUGUUCGCUGAAUCUUGUUUUUCUCCAUCACGCUUCCAAACAUUUGCUUACAACAGACUUGACCUCAAACUCUUUUUAUCCUCCGUCACUUUUCAAGUAGCUGGAGCCAUUCUUUGCUUUUUUGUUUGGGUUUGAAGGCCUCAUGUGGGCAACAGCGGUUUGAUAUUCAGGUAGUGGCACUGAUUCAGACAAUCAAAUAUGUGUGUGAUAGGUUGUGCAGAUUUAAGAGGUUGUAUCGCAGGAAAAGUGCAGAGAGAUUGCGACACUGGAGGUUGUGUGUAAAACAAGAUUUUAACAUAUAUUUGACAUGGAAAACUUACACCUCAUUGCCAUUUUCACUCCCUUUAACUCAUUACCAGGUUUGUACUUAAUGUUGACUGUCAUCUAACAUUUCUAUUCUGACAGGCUGUGAUUCCGUUGUCUUGUAAAAGCAGGUGCAAACUCACUUAUUCACAUAAUUUUCUUGUGACUUUAUAAGUUGCUUUAUAACUCUCAGCUAUAGAAAGGCAGCGAGACUCUGGCAUGCAAUGGCCGACAAUAUCUGUGCACCUUUCAACCUGCAGGUUUCAUUAAGGGAGACUGCGUGACGCAUCAGUCAUGAUUAUUUGAUGAAGGUAUCGAUUACAGAGAUGAUCCACUGGUCAAAGGUAACAGUGGGAGCUCCAGGAUGAGGGGGAAGGCGUGUUGUUUUUUUUUCCGUCAGGAAGAUUACUGAAUGUUACCUGACUUCCGGAUGUCCAUCCAUAUCCACCCAGGCUCAGAGCGACCAAGUGUUGAUUUGUGAUCUGGACUGACAAGCUCAACUCAUCUGUGCAAGUGUGCUUGGCUGGGUCACUGCAUGAUUACGUGACCUUGCUACAGGUUCAUAACUCUUUCCUUAUCUUCAUGAUGGGAUUUUUUAUCGAGUCAAACAUAUUCUCUCUUCUUCUUUUUUUUUCCUUUUUCUUUUUUUUUUUUUUACAAUGGAAAAAAAAAAAACAUGACAGGAACAGUCACACAAAGUUUCAUUGCCAUGCAUAUCAGAUCGUUUGCAGUGCUCUUUUUUUGUGUCACAAGUCAAUACAGUAAAAUAUAUACGGUGAAUGAUUUUCAAUAGCUACCCACUCCUUGUAGUGCAGUGUAAUACCCUAGAGACAAUGCAAUAGAUUCUCCUUUUUGCUUUUCUGUUUGUGUAACUUGGGAAAUUGUUUUGUUUUUUUGUUUUUUUUUUUUCAUUUUUGUUUUUUUACAACUCAAGAGAAAUGCGCUCCUCUCCUUUUGGCAUUUGGACCUUGAUGAACAGCACAAAAAGAGCAGUUUUGCCUUCAUGCAAUGCUUUCUGUUUCCAUAGAUAUAACUGAGAUAAUUUUAGCCAGAGAGGAAUGUAAAUCAUAGGGGGAAAUAUAUAUUAUAUAAAGUUGUAUAAUAUACAAAAUAUAUAUGAACCAAUGUUAUUUAUGUGAAUUUAAGUCCAAUUAAAAGUCUGAUCCCAAAA
Molecule: messenger RNA, 6420 nt
Organism: Stegastes partitus (bicolor damselfish)
Lineage: Eukaryota; Metazoa; Chordata; Actinopteri; Pomacentridae
Product: probable E3 ubiquitin-protein ligase MID2
Exons: 10
Coding region: 55-2379 (774 amino acids)
Biological process (GO): protein localization to microtubule
Cellular component (GO): microtubule
Molecular function (GO): zinc ion binding; microtubule binding
Source: RefSeq, a predicted model, not a curated record